Molecule: messenger RNA, 1554 nt
Organism: Gastrolobium bilobum
Lineage: Eukaryota; Viridiplantae; Streptophyta; Magnoliopsida; Fabales; Fabaceae
Product: cytochrome P450 71D11-like
Exons: 3
Coding region: 1-1554 (517 amino acids)
Molecular function (GO): heme binding; monooxygenase activity; iron ion binding
Source: RefSeq, a predicted model, not a curated record
AUGGACUCUCCAAUCCUUCACUUAUUAGCCCUUAUCCCCUUUAUCCUCUUCAUGUUUGUGGCACUAAAAAUUGGGAGGAAUCUCAAGAAAACAGAAUCAACUCCAAAUAUACCCCCGGGGCCAUGGAAGCUGCCUAUUAUAGGCAAUAUACACCAUCUUCUUACACCCACACCACAUAGAAAAUUAAGAAAUUUGGCCAAAAUAUAUGGACCCUUGAUGCAUCUACAACUUGGAGAGAUCUUCACAAUCGUUGUUUCCUCACCAGAGUAUGCUAGGGAGGUGAUGAAAACCCAUGAUGUCAUCUUUGCAUCAAGGCCUCAACUUAUAGCUACAAAAAUAUUGUCUUAUGAAUCAACAAAUAUUGCUUUUGCACCUUAUGGAAAUUAUUGGAGACAGCUACGAAAAAUAUGCACAAUGGAGCUUUUAACUCAAAAGCGUGUCAAUUCUUUCAAGCCAAUAAGAGAAGAACAGCUCACCAAUCUCAUCAAAAUUAUUGAUUCACAGAAAGGAUCUCCCAUCAACCUUACUCAAGCAGUAAUGUCAACAAUAUUUACUAUCAUUUCAAGGGCUGCUUUUGGCAAGAAAUCCAAAGUCCAAGAAGAAUUCGCAUUAGUGGCAAAAGAAGGAAUAGGAGUUGCAGGAGGUUUUGACAUAGGAGAAUUAUUUCCUUCUGCUAAAUGGCUUCAAUUUGUUACUGGUUUGAGACCUAAGCUUGAGAGGUUGCAUCGAAAAAUUGAUCAGAUACUGGAAAAGAUCAUCGUUGAACAUAAAGAGGAAAAGUCAAAACCCAAAGAAGGCCAAGGUGAAGUAGUGGAAGAUCUGGUAGAUGUUCUCCUAAAAUUUCAGGAUGGUAAUGGUAGCAACCAGGAUAUUUGCUUAACUAAUAACAAUAUCAAGGCUAUAAUCUUGGACAUCUUUGGUGCUGGAGGUGAGACAGCAUCAACUAUCAUAGAUUGGGCAAUGGCAGAGAUGGUAAGGGAUCCAAGAGUAAUGAAGAAAGCACAACAUGAAGUGAGAAAGGUAUUCGAUAUGAAAGGAAUGGUUGAUGAAAUUUGCAUCAAUGAACUCAAAUAUUUGAAAUCAGUUGUCAAAGAGACCCUGAGGCUACACCCUCCAGCUCCCCUUUUACUUCCACGAGAAUGUGGACAAGCAUGUGAGAUUCAUGGGUAUCAUAUACCGGUCAAAAGUAAGGUCAUUGUCAAUGCUUGGGCAAUUGGAAGAGAUGCAAACUACUGGGCUGAACCAGAGACAUUUUAUCCGGAGAGAUUCAUGGAUAGCUCUAUUGACUACAAAGGGAGUAAUUUUGAAUACAUUCCGUUUGGUGCUGGAAGAAGAAUAUGCCCAGGCAGCACAUUUGGUUUAAUAAAUGUUGAUAUGGCCCUUGCAUUCUUGUUGUAUCACUUUGAUUGGAAACUUCCCAAUGGAAUGAAAAGUGAGGACUUGGACAUGACUGAGCAAUUUGGUGUGACUGUUAGAAGAAAAGAUGACCUGCACUUGAUACCCAUUGCUUCUCGUCCACCCCUGGUAGUUUAUGGAUUCUGGUUCAUGCUAUAA